AUCUGCCCCGAACCGGAUAAAAACCGAAAUUAGGAACCGAUUCGUCACGUGAGGGAAACGUGGGGUUGGUUGUAACCAAGAGGGUAGAGUAGUCAUUUCAUUACUCGUAAUUUUGCAUUUUAGAACCCUAGACACGCUAGGGUUUAUAUACUUCGCCGCGGCGUCCUCCGUUAUCUCUUUCGAUUCCAGCUUUCCCUUCCCGGCCGGAGUUUUCUCGCAGCCCGAAUCCCAAAUGGCGUCGGAGAAGAAGCUAUCGAACCCAAUGAGGGACAUCAAAGUGCAGAAGCUGGUCCUCAACAUCUCCGUCGGUGAGAGUGGAGAUCGUCUCACCAGAGCCUCCAAGGUCUUGGAACAGUUGAGUGGCCAGACUCCUGUCUUCUCCAAAGCGAGAUACACUGUUCGUUCUUUCGGUAUCAGACGUAACGAGAAGAUCGCUUGCUACGUCACCGUCAGGGGAGACAAGGCAAUGCAACUCCUUGAAAGUGGACUCAAGGUUAAAGAGUAUGAGCUCUUGAGAAGGAACUUUAGCGACACUGGUUGCUUCGGUUUUGGUAUUCAGGAGCACAUUGAUUUGGGUAUCAAGUAUGAUCCUUCGACUGGAAUCUACGGUAUGGACUUCUAUGUUGUUCUUGAGCGUCCUGGUUACCGUGUGGCGCGUCGCAGAAGAUGCAAGGCUCGUGUUGGUAUCCAGCACAGAGUCACCAAAGAUGAUGCCAUGAAAUGGUUCCAAGUUAAGUACGAAGGAGUCAUCCUCAACAAGUCUCAGAAUAUUACUGGUUGAAACCAUCUGUCUCGAACAGAGAUCUAUAAACUGUGUUUUUGUUUGUCCCCUCGGUUUCGAAUCGUGUUUUGUUUUGCUUUUAUGUUCUCUUCUAUACAUUUGAAUAUCAUUAUUGCCUAUCUACAAUGCUUUCAUGGCU
Molecule: messenger RNA, 920 nt
Organism: Brassica napus (rape)
Lineage: Eukaryota; Viridiplantae; Streptophyta; Magnoliopsida; Brassicales; Brassicaceae
Product: 60S ribosomal protein L11-1
Exons: 4
Coding region: 233-781 (182 amino acids)
Biological process (GO): translation
Cellular component (GO): cytosolic large ribosomal subunit; ribosome
Molecular function (GO): structural constituent of ribosome; RNA binding
Source: RefSeq, a predicted model, not a curated record